Messenger RNA from Rhopalosiphum maidis (corn leaf aphid), 4113 nucleotides. Its product is annotated as trichohyalin-like. The coding region runs from base 549 to 3401 and encodes 950 amino acids. The transcript has 5 exons. NCBI's taxonomy places the organism in Eukaryota, Metazoa, Arthropoda, Insecta, Hemiptera, Aphididae. The record is from RefSeq and is a predicted model, not a curated record.
GCGACGACUUCAGCGCUGCCGCCGCCGCCGACACCACCACGAUUUCGUCGACCGCGACCACCACUACCGAGCACCGGCAGUGUCCACGUCACCAUCGCGGCAACGCACCGACGGUGACGACGGUUCGAACACAGUGGCGUACAUCCAGCGACCGGCCGCCACUACCGGUAUAACGCACGUCGGGCAUACCGUUCGCACUCUGCAAGUCGUCGUCGUCGUGUUCGGUACGCGCUAAUAGCCCAUAAUGAUAUUAUGAUGACAAUGAUGCACCGUCGUAUGUUUCAACCGAGCGGUAGUGUCGCGACGCGUUGUUAAUCGUUGUCGUUUCGCAUUUCCACGGCCAGUACAACGCAACACCUUUUAUCGAAGAACACGCCAAGAGUUGAUCGCUGUUAAUAUUGGGGCGGCGGCAGCAGCAUUUACACACCUGUCUACCCGUACGUUGAUAUCACCGCGGCAGACACUGUAACAGACGGUGUAUAAAUCAUUAGGUUUUCGUCGUCGGGGCUGCGGCCAUCACCGUAACCGAAAACUACGUCGGAGAAACGAUGAUAAAGAACACUUUGGUCGAGACUGCGGCUGCCGCCACUGAAGCAGCGGGCGUGCGGGCAGUGGCGUUGGCACUGCUCGUCACGGUGGCGUUCAGCUGCGCAUUUUUCUUCAUGAUGCGCUGGGCAGCGUCGGCGUCGUCUGCCGAACGGCGGCGGAGGUCGACGCGUCACCAGCGCGGAAACGAUGGCGACGGUUUCACGCCGGCGUCGAAGCAGAAGAAGUCAACGUCGGCCGCAGUCCAACCAAAGAGGAAGAACAACAGCGGCAAAAAUGGCGCUGUCCGUCCACAGGCGUCCGCCGGCGCCAAUACCACUGCGGUCGCGGGUGCCUCGGGCCCGUCUGGUAACACUGCCAACGGUAAGAACGGCGACAAGAAGAAGAAAAAGGGUGCCGCGGACGUUGACGUGUGUGCCGCCGACAACGCGACGACGGCAACGUCCGCCGGCCACCGCGGCGCAAACAAGGCGGCAGAAACUGCGGCGGUGGUCGCUGGCAACGGUCGCGCGGCCGCUGUUGCAGACCGUUCCAACGAGCGGAACCGCCGGGCCCGGCGCCAACGGCAGCAACAGGAGCAGUCCCGCAGCGGCGGCGAAAGUUCGACGCACAGCGGCGACCACAACCUGACGCCGGCCGCCACUGAAAACGACAACCAUCGUCGCCGCUCGUCGUCCUGGUCUUCGCACAGCCUGCACGCCGACGAGGAUCACCUGGUCGCCGACGACUCGGCAGCCGCGUACGACGACGACGAUCCGGAUCAGGGCGAAUGGAUCACAAUGACUGGUGGUGGUAGUAGUGGUGCCAAUUCUAUCGCUGUUGUUAACAAUAGUAACACUGAAUCAAAUCGGAAAAAACAGAAUCAACGGCGUGAUGAUAACGUAGUCAUAUCCGUUACAACUAAACUUGAACGCCGGCGACUUCAGCAUGAGAAACAACAACAAGAAGAAGCCCAGCGACAAGAAAAGCAACAGCGGCAAGAGAAACAACAAAAUCAAGAGAAAGAAAAUCAACAAGAUAAACAACACCAACAAGAUAAACAACCGCAAAAAGAGAAACAACAACAGCGGCGUGACAAGCAGCUGCCGCAACAGCAACCGCAACAACGGAAACGUGAUAAGCCAUCGCAGCAGCAAAUCACUGCACCCUCCGUCAACGACAUUGCCACUGCAUCAACUGCAUCAGUAAAAACGGUUGCUACCGAUAAACAACCACCAUGUCAACAGAACCGCCGAGAUCACGAUAACAAGGCUGAUGUCGACAUGACAGAUAAACGGUCCCGUGCCGAGUAUGAUGCUUCGGUAAAAACGUUACGGGCUGAGUAUGAAAAAGAAUCAAAGAUAUUGCGAGCAGAACACGAAAAAACGACUAAACGUUUACGUUUAGAAAACGAAAAUUUACGAUCUAAAAAUAGUUCAGUGACAGAGCGUUUGCGUACCGCUGAACGUGAGACAGCGAUAACAAAAAGACUACGAAUAGAGCACGAAGCGGCAGUGAAAGUAUUAGAAACAGAACGUGACGUCCAGCUAGCAGCAUUGCAGGCUAAACACGACGCAAUGAUGAAUACAUUGCGUAUGGAACUCGAGAACCUGCGACAGACCGCGUCUCAGAGUUCGCAAGUGGCUCAUAAGGCUGUUGUUGAAGUGACGCAUAAUGAAGACGUGACAGCGAUACGAGAUGCUGACGUGGUUAACGAAAAUAUGAAACACUCAGAAAACGAGGCCAUCGCGAUCCGGCAUCUCCGUGAAGAAAACGAGAAACUUCGUAAGGAGCACGAAGCGACGACUCGGAUUCUACGCGAGGAAAAUGAGAAACUUCGAAAGGAUCACGAGAUUGUAAUUCGAGGACUACGCGAGGAAAAUGAUAAUAUGCGUAUAAAACACGAGACUUCAAUGAAGAAUCUAUGGACUGAGCAUGAAACUGUGAUCGAAGGUGUACGUGCGGAAAAUGAAACUGUCCAGCGAUCCGCAAUGCAAAGUCUACGAGCGGAUCACGAGGCGAUGAUCGGAGCUUUACAAACUGAACAUGAGACCUUGGUUCAAAAAUUGCGUAACGAAAAUGAUGGACUACGCAAGCGUCAGGAAACUACUAUGCAAAGUAUGCGUGAACUUAAAGAUCAUAUGCGUACGGAGCACCAAAAUGAAAUCCGUAGUAUGCGGGUAAAAAAUGAGAAUAUGGCCAAAGAACACAAGAUCGCAAUCCAAGGUCUUAUUGAGGAAAAGGAACAUCUACAUACUGAGCACGAGGCAGUAGUUCAAGAUCUAUGUAAGAAAAAUGAGGAUUUACGUAAGCAAAAUGAAGAUCUACGUUUGGAGCUGGAGACCACAACAAAGAGUCUGCGAGCUGAACACGAGACCGCGAUCAAGGUGUUGCGGGACGAAUACGAGGCUGCGGCGGAAAGAGCACGUCGUCUCACCGAGCAUGAUGCGGCAGUGAUUGAAGAGUUGCGUGAGCAACAUAGAACUGAAGUUGAGAGGCUCCAGCGUCAACUAGCUGAAGAGGAGCAACAGCGUACCGCCAUAGCAGCGUGUCCACAGACAACCAAUGAUGUUAACUCCGACAAAAUUGACACAUUAAAGAAGCAAAAUAAAAUUCUAAGCGCCACUGUAUAUCAUUACAAGCAGAUCAUUACUGAUACGGAACAAAUGCUGAGUCGGUUGCAUGGACAUGUAGAACGUGAAGAGUCGAAGUGGUCAGCUCACGCAGAAGACCUUCAGAAACAGUUGGAUGAAGCAUUAAGUCAAUUGAAUACCCGUAAUUUACAAAGAAGUAGACAAAAGAAUCAAAACAACAGUGAAAAUGAAGAGGAAAAUUCUGAAGAUGAAAGUGAAGUUGUGACAUCGACAGUGAAAUGAUUGAAUAGUAUAAUAUUCUAACAGCAGCAGCGAUAGCAAUUAAAUAUUAUUAAUUUUUAUACAUAAUUUAUUUUGAAUGUAUUACCCGCAACUGAACUUUGACUGGGACAUUAAUAAUAAUAGAAUAAUUGUAAAAAAAAAGACAAUAAACCACGCGCACGCGUAGGUCGCAUAUAUCAUAACUUUUUUAAAUUGUAAAUGAUGAUAAUAUAGUGAUUAUUUAAUAUAAAUAAUUAUACAAUAUUAUUUACCAUAUAUAAUAUUAUGUGUAAUUAACUGCUAUUUCGAUAUUGUAAAUAAAUAUAUAUAUAUUUUUUUUUAAUUGCUAGCCACUACCACUGUGAUUCAACGCAUUUAUCCUCCGUUUUUCACUGGUGGUGGUAGCUAUUGCCUAUUAUCCAUAAAUGUAUUUGUUUUUUUACUUAUUUUUUUAUUAUUAUAUAAUUUAUUGAAUUUGGUACAAGAUACAACUCCUAAGUUGAUUGUUGUGUAUUAUGGCUACUCUCAUCUGAUUAUUAUUGUGCGUGUACCUGUUUAUAUUAUUACUUUAACUGCUAUAAUAUUAUUGUGUACAUGUAGUAAUAAUAUUUUUAUCAUCGCCUUGUGCAUUACUUACAUACAUUGUGCAGUUAUUUUAUAUCCAUGUAUCACUCACUCACUUAAUUAUUUAUUUAUUACUUAUUAGUAUUAUUUAUUUUCAAUAACAAUAUGU